GGAGCCAGGCGAGGGGCAGAGCGUCGCCGGAAGUCCGGCCCGUUUCCCACAAGGCGCCGCGGCUGGAGCUGGGAAGACGUGUCUCCGCGAUCGCCGGGCCCAGCGCGAGGGAUCGAGGGAGGAAUCGGGAUCCGCCAGGAUGGUGACGGACGUGCAGCUGGCCAUCUUCGCCAACAUGCUGGGCGUCUCGCUCUUCCUGCUGGUCGUCCUCUACCACUACGUGGCCGUCAACAACCCCAAGAAGCAGGAGUGACGACGCCCCGCGAGGGGAGGGCAGCGGGCGGAGGAGCAGCAGCAGCAGCGCCAGGACAGAAGAAGCCGCCGCCGCCAAGCAGGAAGCCAUGGCUGGAGCGACGCCCCCCACCCGACGCCCCCCCUGACGCUCUUCUUCCGGGUCCGCGCGGCCCCUGCAGAUGCUGGCAAUGACGCCCGCCGCUGGGUUUUGUUUUUUUUUCCAUUUUGUCAAACGAAAUUUAUUAAUAGAAACGUGUUCACAA
Zootoca vivipara (common lizard) is the source of this 497-nucleotide messenger RNA. RefSeq names its product oligosaccharyltransferase complex subunit 4, non-catalytic (gene OST4). The record is from RefSeq and is a predicted model, not a curated record. Gene Ontology annotation, cellular component: oligosaccharyltransferase complex. NCBI's taxonomy places the organism in Eukaryota, Metazoa, Chordata, Lepidosauria, Squamata, Lacertidae.